GACGCGUUGGGUGCGAACCUUUCAGUAACGAAGGGAAGGCAAAAGUCCAUACGCUUGAGUCCGGAUUUUGGGCCAGAAGGGGUGUGACGGCAUGAAUUCAACGCAAAGCACAUUGAUGCCCUUUCUCUAUCCCUGCAUUUUCAAGCCCUCCUCUGCGAACCCCCUGUGCGCCCAAGCACGUCGGAUUCGACUUGACAACCGUCUCCGGCUCCGAUGCCUACAUCAAACAAGUCGAUUUAAUAGACCGCCCAAUGUAGAGGCAAACGCAUCUCUCCACCGCGCCGGCUUCGACGCUUCCAUACCCCCGACUCCUGCUACUUCCACGCACCUGAACCCUUCACCUGACGAUUACUCCCGCUCGAUCUUCAUCGACAAAUGCCAGAUAACCAUUCACGCGGGCUCCGGCGGGAGUGGGUGCGUGUCGUUCCUACGCGACGCCCAUAUAGCCGAUGGGCCGCCUAACGGUGGCGAUGGAGGGUCUGGAGGAAAUGUCUUCAUCCAAGCGGUGCCCGGACAAACAUCUCUUCAUAAACUGGCCAGACGAGGUAUAAUAAAAGCCGGUCGUGGCAUAGGAGGCCAAGGAAAAUCCCAAGGCGGACGCAGGGGAGAGGAUAUCUGUGUCCAAGUCCCCGUGGGGACGGUCGUGCGAGAAAUUUGGCGGAGCGACCCCAGCGCAGAGGAGGAAAUUCGCAUCAAAGAACUCCGGGCGAUGAGCGAUGAGCCAGACCUCUUUAAGAUCCCAGACAGCGGUCUGAGGGACAGAUUCAUCAUCUAUGCCGGCGCCACAACCGCCGACGACCGCCGACAAAUCUCUUCACAUUUGCCCUCCCUCAAUUCCCACUUGCUGAAACCUCGAAAAUCGCAUCUGGCAAUUCUGCAGCCUCGUGCGCCUAUUCACCUGGACCUGGAUAAGCCGAUGGACAAACCGAUCCUCCUGGCUGCAGGAGCUGUUGGCGGGCUGGGAAACCCGCACUUUGCCACGAAAUCCGACCCAAAGCCCAAGUUCGCGACCAAGGGUGAAUUAGGGGUGCGGAUUAAACUCGAGUUGGAACUCAAGUUGUUGGCGGAUGUGGGACUGGUCGGGUUACCCAACGCAGGCAAAAGUACUUUUACGCGCGCGAUAUCGAAUUCAAGGACGAGGAUAGGCGACUGGGCGUUCACCACUCUCGCACCCACAAUUGGAACGGUUAUCCUGGAUAACAAUGAAGGACGGCCGUUGGUGCGUUCCGGCGUCCCAUCCACAGACUCUAGCGACCCCUCUUCUGCUGGAAGCAUUGUUCCCCGUCAAUCUUUUACCGUCGCAGAUAUUCCUGGGCUCAUCGAAGAUGCGCAUUUGGACAAGGGCCUCGGGCUCUCCUUUCUCCGACAUAUCGAAAGGGCCAGGAUCUUAGCCUUCGUGGUGGAUCUAUCUGCCGGAGAUGCUGUGACACAGCUGAAGGCCCUGUGGAAAGAAGUUGGAGAGUAUGAGAAUCUUAGAGAUCGAGAGGUGAGUGAGCAGACGGAGCAGAGAUUGAUCAAUUGGUCGCCCUUCGAGGCCCAAGCUGCGCCAGCCACUGGGGACGGAUUGCUCAACGAUGAAGGGGAGGAAAUCUCAAUAUUCCCGUCGGGUUCUUCUCGUUCAGCCUCAACUCUCGAUCCAUUGGCCUAUCCCCCCAUCAGCGCGAAACCCUGGUUCGUAAUCGCCACGAAAGCAGACAUCUCUCACUCAACGGCCCACGCCAUAACGCCAGAAGACGUCGAAGCCAUUUCAACGCAGACAAACUUUCGGUCUUUAGCAGCUUAUAUAAAACAGGUAGAACAUGGAGAAAUCCAGCACCCCAGCGGGAAACAAAACGGAUGGCGGAACCGCGUGGCGGCAAUACCUGUAAGCGCGAUUAGGGGAGAAGGGAUUGAUAAAAUAAUAAGAUACACGGCGGGCGUUCUGGACAGCCUUGUCGUUGGCCGUUAGUUUGUGGAAUAUGGGGAAGGAAAACGGCCAGAGCCUAGAAAACGACGGAGACUCUACGAAGGCAGGUAUAAGUGCUUGAGACUGAAACGGCCACAAAAAGGAGGAAGAGGAGGAAGAGGAGGAAGAGGAAAGAGAAUCUCGGCUAGUAGGAUGAUGGCACAUGAGUCGCAAAUAUGGGCUGUGAGCUGGGAAUGCAAAUGUAUAAAAUCGAGUCUUUCAAGACAUGGCUCAAGCUGCGACCCAACCACAAGACCGGCUCGCUGAAGAUGGUUCACCCGUUAAUUGGCGUUAGUAUGUACAAACCUCGAGGGAUAUUGAGAUGGGAACAGGCGCGUCGAAAUAGAAUAGACGCGAAUGAAUCAAGCGCGGACAGAUGUUGUACUAUACUUGACCUCCCAGAAACAUCAAGGCUGAG
Cladophialophora immunda is the source of this 2363-nucleotide messenger RNA. RefSeq lists its product as uncharacterized. Gene Ontology annotation, molecular function: GTP binding; GTPase activity. The record is from RefSeq and is a predicted model, not a curated record. Gene Ontology annotation, cellular component: mitochondrion. The transcript has a single exon. Bases 92 to 1948 code for a protein of 618 amino acids. NCBI's taxonomy places the organism in Eukaryota, Fungi, Ascomycota, Eurotiomycetes, Chaetothyriales, Herpotrichiellaceae.